Molecule: messenger RNA, 882 nt
Organism: Acanthosepion pharaonis
Lineage: Eukaryota; Metazoa; Mollusca; Cephalopoda; Sepiida; Sepiidae
Source: the annotation of a GenBank genome assembly
AUGUCUAUCUAUCUAUCUUCUGUUUAUCUCUCUAUCAUAAUCUGUUUUAUAAAAUAUCUGUUUGCAUCUAUCUAUCUAUCUAUCUAUCAUUCUAUCUAUCUAUCUAUCUCAUUUAUUAUCUAUCUAUCUAUCUAUCUAUCUAUUCUAUCUAUCUAUCUAUCUAUCUAUCUAUCCCAAAUAUUUCUGCUUAUUAUCUAUCUAUCAUAUCUAUCUGAUCUAUCUAUCUAUCUAUCUAUAUAUAUAUAUACUAUAAAUAUCUAUCUAUCAUAUUAUUUAUCUAUCUAUCUAUCUAUCUAUCUAUUUAUCCCAAUUCUGUUCAUAUCUAUCUAUCUAUCUAUCCCAAUUCUGUUCAUAUCUAUCUCUAUCUAUCUCAGUUUAUUUUAUCUAUUUAUCUAUCUAGCUAUCUUAUCUAUCUAUCUAUCUAUCUAUCAUCAUAUCAUAUCUAUCUAUCUAUCUAUCUAUCUAUCUCAAUCUUCAGUUCAUUAUCUAUCUAUCUAUCUAUCUAUCUAUCUAUCUAUCUCAUCAUUUUUAUCUAUCUAUCUAUCUAUCUAUCUAUCUAUCUAUCUAUCUAUCUAUCUGAAUUUGUUUCUCUAUCUAAAACGUGUUUUAUCUAUCUAUCUAUCUAUCUAUCUAUCUAUCUAUCUAUCUAUCUAUCUAUCAUAUCUAUCUAUUCAUCUAUCUAUCUCUAUCCCAUCUGUUUUUCAUUAUCUAUCUAUCUAUCUAUCUAUCUAUAUAUAUAUCUAUUUAUUAUCUAUCCCCGUCUGUUCAUAUCUGUCUCUCUCCCUCUCUCUAUAUAUAUGUUCUUUUUUCUUCAUUUCAGAAAAUGUUAUUCGGAAUUUUGACUAUUUUCACAAGUGUCUUGUUUUUCGCAAACGGCGGUAA